Molecule: messenger RNA, 255 nt
Organism: Hydatigera taeniaeformis
Lineage: Eukaryota; Metazoa; Platyhelminthes; Cestoda; Cyclophyllidea; Taeniidae
Source: the annotation of a GenBank genome assembly
GCUCCAGUGGUCUCCGAACCGGUGAUCCACCACAGGACUCCUACUCUCACCAAGUGCCCCAACUGUGAGGCGGAGGUCGUCUCCAACGUGGAGUAUAGAAAUGGUCUGUGCGUUUGGCUCUCCUGUGCUGGGUGUGCUGCAAUUGGGGGCAUACUGGGCUGCUGCUUAAUUCCCUUCUACGUUAAGAGCUUCAAGGAUGUGGACCACUCCUGUCCCAACUGUUGCUACCGGCUGGGCGUGUGCAAGGCCCUGUAA